AUGGGCGGGUGCGCGGGACAGGGAAACCUCCUGCGCUACCCAUCAGUCGUGUAUAACAAUUAUGGACUGCAGUGGUUUGUGCCAUAUUUGCUAGCUGUGUUCCUCAUCGCAAUCCCUACUCUAAUACUGGAGAUUUCGAUUGGGCAAGCUUACCGCGGCGGCUCUGUAAUUGCGUUCAGCAACAUCAACAGACGGCUGAAAGGAGUCGGCCUCGGAUCCGUGUUUGUCAGUUUUGUCGUCGUCCAAUACUUUACUGUCAACCUGGCUUGGAUUAUGAUUUAUUUCCGGAAUUCAUUCUCGAAACCACUGCCAUGGGAGGGCCGGAUUGACGACUUCUACAAUCUAGAUGUGGUUGCUAAUGUCGAUCCUGUUCCUGGCAGUUUGACACCUGACAAUAGCGCUGUUGCUGCAUACACUAAGUAUCCCGGUGCUGCGCUCAUUGGAGAGACUGUGGGCUGGUCCGCUUUUGUAUGGUUCUUGAUAUUCAUCAGCAUCUUCAAAGGUGUCGGAUUGACGGGCCGGGUUGUCUAUUUCACCAUGGGCUUGCCGAUCGUCACGACCAUCAUCUUUGUUGGCCGAGCUGUGUCUCUGGAGAAUGCUGGCGAAGGGAUUCGCUUGCUUUGGGCUACAUGGCGAGGAAGUCAGCUCGCAGAUGGCACAGUCUGGCAGACAGCCAUUGGGCAGGUCUUCUUCUCCACUGGAGUUGGCUUUGGGUACUUUACUUCAUAUGCAUCAUACAACCAGAAGCAUUCCAACGCUGUUAUGGACGCCUUCCUCAUAUGUGGAUCCAAUGUUCUUUUCGAGAACUUCGCCGCUUUUAGCGUGUUUGGCGUAGUCGGCUUCCUACGAAUGUGGCCACAGGACGGUGUGCGACUAGGUGCAUUUGUCGUGGGCUUCCUUACUCUGCCAGAGGCCGUUUUGCAAAUGCCAGGAGCACAGUUUUGGGCAUUCCUGUUGUUCUUCACGCUCAUCGUCCUUGGAUUCUCGUCGGCAUUCGUCAUGCUUGACGUGGUCGCUACGAUGAUCGUCGACUCUGGUCUUGUCAAAUGGUCCAGACCAUGGAUCGUCACCGCACUCACCCUGACCUCAUUUUUGAUGUGCCUACCAUACUGCACGGAAUUUGGCUACUACCUCCUGGACGGCGUCGAUCGAUGGAUCAACAAUGUCGUUUUGAUAUUCGUAGUCUGGUCCGAAGUAGUGAGUGCAACUACAGUAUACCGCUGGCACGAUACAGUCAGUCAGUGCGGAUUGCCCGCCUUUGCGAUCUACAACUUCGGCUACUUCGGAGGACAAUUCAUCGGAGUUGGCGUUGCACACGCGACCAGUGAGCCUGGCUAUGGAGUUGCUGCCGGUGUUGGCCUCUAUGCCGCAAGCUCAAUCAUUGCCGUUCUGGUGGCUAAGACUCCGGUCAUCACACGUCCUGCAGCGGGCAUUUUUGCUCGUAAUAAUGCGCUGCGGCUUUGUCAUUCCUUGUUGGGCAAGUUCUCACUGCUGGCAUUUUAUUCGGGGAAUCAACUCCGCCGCGACUUGAAUGUGAUCGUCRGCGGUGGGAAAAACUGGUCCAUUCCAGCCUUCUGGCCGUUUCUGCUACGAUACAUAUCCGGCCCGGUUCUUGCCAUUGUCUUCAGCUUCUCCUACCCUGAAUUCCAUACCUUGAGGUACGAUCCUUUGAUGAUCCUCGGCUUCAUCGUCUCGCACCUGGGUCUCCUCAUCAUCCUCGGAGGUUUCAUCAUGCCCAGGUACUACGCGGUCUUCGUACCGGUGCACAGACAGAGCGAAGGCACAGAGAUGACAACCACUUAUGAGACCAAGCUCAUCGAAACGACGUUGGCGUCCGAUGGAGACGAUGUAGCCAAUAAACAAGAAGCCGGGACCGUGGAGAAAGAUCUUAGCGACUCGAAGUAA
Messenger RNA from Ramularia collo-cygni, 1905 nucleotides. Its product is annotated as probable sodium-neurotransmitter symporter. Lineage: Eukaryota; Fungi; Ascomycota; Dothideomycetes; Mycosphaerellales; Mycosphaerellaceae. Gene Ontology annotation, cellular component: membrane. The coding region runs from base 1 to 1905 and encodes 634 amino acids. The transcript has 8 exons. The record is from RefSeq and is a predicted model, not a curated record. Gene Ontology annotation, biological process: sodium ion transmembrane transport.